Messenger RNA from Dendroctonus ponderosae (mountain pine beetle), 2378 nucleotides. RefSeq names its product adult-specific rigid cuticular protein 15.7. The transcript has 5 exons. NCBI's taxonomy places the organism in Eukaryota, Metazoa, Arthropoda, Insecta, Coleoptera, Curculionidae. Bases 1879 to 2265 code for a protein of 128 amino acids. Gene Ontology annotation, cellular component: chitin-based extracellular matrix. Gene Ontology annotation, molecular function: structural constituent of chitin-based larval cuticle. The record is from RefSeq and is a predicted model, not a curated record.
AAAAUGAAAAUGUUUCAGGAUUUUUAAUUCUGUCCUUGAUGGUGAUCAAUGUGUUCUUGCAAGGCAGCUUAACAAGCCUUGUGACUGGUUCAAUGUAUGGUCCGCCCAUUUCAUCUAUGGCUCAGCUAAUUGAAUCAAACUUGAACGUAAAGCUGACGGCAAUGCUUAAGUCAUUUUUGGAAAUUAACGAUCCUAAAAACAAGGAAUUUAUAACAAUCUUACAUCGCGCUGAAACUUCGCAGCAUGUAGAUUUCAACUACAUAAUUGAUCAAUUGAUCAAGGAGAAGGAUUUUGCAACUUUAACAUUGGAGGCUCUCGUCCUAAUGAGACCCAAUAUUAAGAAAUCGUUCAGCACUUUUACUUACCUAACUGUGCACACCUGCUUUGGAAUGCGGAAGAACGACAUUUCUUCACCACCUCUAUACAACUGGAUAUUGACUCUAGUUGAGUCUGGAAUUAUUGUUAAAUUUGAAAAGCUCCACCUUAAUGAGCUGGCUUUACGGUUUAGCGUCGAUGUGGAAACAAAUUCUUAUACCGUUAAUUUGAGGCAGAUAUGGCCGAUCAUGUCGCUCCUACUUCUAGGACUAGCCACUGCCACUCUUGGGUUGGCUUGCGAGUUCUUAUACUUUAUGUUGAGCAAGCUAUUGGCCGCUUAUAAGCACAAGCUCAACUGGAAAACAUAGAUCACAUUAGAUGAAUACUUUUAGGUAGAAGAUUAGUUGCUUUAGUGGAAACUCUGAUGUUUAGAAGAUUAGUAGACGAGCCAGCCAGUUGCAUAGUCUUGACAAACAUCUGUUGAAUGUUUCCUAUCAGCAUCAUUUCCCAAUAUACAUAUUUCUGCAGCGGGCAAGACGAUUGAUUGCCCUGAUUGAAUAAUUUUUUUGAAAUUUUGUGCCGCUUCUUUCUGCAGAAUUUCCGCUACAGAUUUUUUGCCCUUUAUCGAAGUCCAUCCUUAUUAAACCCAAAUGUCUUCGCAUGGCACUUAACCCACAGCUGGUUUUUCGCACCUAAACUCCCACACAUACUAAAUUAAAUCGUAUGUAUCCCUUCUCAAAAUAUUUUAUUACCCCAAUAAAAUUAGUAAAUUAUGCGCACUGAAGUGGGAAUCAUGGGGUUUCUGACCUUUAAAACGAAUUCCAACCAAAUAAAAGCACUUUACAGGCAAACGGACACAUCAUAAAAUUUAUUUACUAGUUCUAGAUAUUCUGUUGCUUCCCCUUAAUGGAAAUUGUGUUUACAUCCUACUACCCACAUUAGGACAGCCUGCUGGGCAGCUAUAAAUUUUCCUUUGAAUUUACCACAUUAAUUCAAAAUUCACGCAAUCUUUCAUCUAAAAUUUCCUAAAUGUUGGAUAAUUUAUGUUUUAAUUAAAUUUAAUUGAUUUGCUUAUUGAUCGCCUGCUUGGACGGACAAAUCACUCGACUAUUCAGGCAUAGUUCUACAAAUGAGUGGGUGAAAUAUACAAGGCGAGGCUCUAAGCAUUUUAAUUAAUCUUAGCUAAAAUGUCCCUUUUAGUGGCAGUAUUUGAAUUGGCUAAAUCCAAUUAACAUCAUAACCCGACAAUACGAAAUGUACAAAACGCAAUAAUCGAAUCUUGAACAUCCGUAGGAGUCAAUAUUUAAAACCGAUCGAAAUGGUUUAGAAAUGAACUGAGAAUCAUCUAAAGUGUUUUAAAAAUCAACACAUUCGGUUAUCUUAAUGACUACAGAGUUUCGUUAAAUUGCUUUAGACCCAUAUGCGAAAAACCUCCGUUAUGCCGUUAUGUGUGAGCUACAUUUUGGUAGGAGUUGGUAAAAUAUAAAAUAAAGAUGUCAAGAUUUUAUUAAAAAUGCCUAUCUCUUCUGGCCACACGGGGGUCCAAUUUGUGUAUGUGCCAAAAUGAGUGUUCCGCCGCGAUGGUGUCUCAUAAUACUCUUCUACAGUUUUUGGCCUGUAGCUAAAUGUAUGCCGGCUCUUAAAGAACCCAGACUGUCUCUAGCAGAUGUAGCAACUAGCUAUAACAUCCGAGAACCCGAAGGGCCUGACACUUAUGCGUUCGGUUACGACAUAAAUGAUCCGGAUACUGAAAAUGUCCAAUUUAGGGAUGAGGAAAGAAAACCCGAUGGUUCAGUUGUUGGAAAGUAUGGUUGGCUGGGGAUGGAUGGAACUGCUUAUAUUGUCAAUUAUGUGGCCGAUUCUCGUGGAUACAGAGCUUCGGUUGACACUGUCCAGAACUAUUUAAUGCGACGAAGAAGCAGGUUCAACCCUUUUAUGAAAAUCAGAUAAAUCAUCAUUGAAAUAUGACGAAUUAGCAGCGUUUUUAGUUUUUUGCAGGUUGAACGUCUGAAAUGUGAUUAUAUUGCUCUUGGUGAAAUAAAAAAUCUAUUUACUUUUAAUAA